GUGUGCAGACGGUGAAGCGCGCAAGGUAGUGAGAGGACUCGGCAGUAGGGGGACCUCCUAUCCACCGCAACCGGGGCUUUAAUUCCGUUCACACUGCGAGACCCCAUCAGAGUCCACCGCUGAGAUCCACGCAACCUGCACCGUUACGGAUUUAAUGUUUUUAACAGGCUGUUUUCCCGAAAGUACUGUGUUUAUCUGCGCCGUGAAACUCUCGAGUGAAACAGAUGUCCUACACGGAUGAAAUGAGGAAAGAAUUAAACACAGCGAGGACAAGGAUGAGUAAAAAGAGAGAAUAAAUCAGUAGACUCAGUGUUGUGUGUGGAUGAGGCUGUGAGAGGGUGAGUGUAUCAGGAUGACGAUGAAAGGCUUGUCCUCCAGCCGCAGCCACCACCACACACUCACACACUGCGACCCAUCCUACGAGUCUUUGACCCUCCGCCACGACCGACGGCCUUAUGUCCUUAACCAGGCCCACCCGACCGACCACAGCUUCUAUGGAUGCCAGUCUGAUCUGGCCAGCAGCACAUUUCCACGUCGACAUUACGGCUCGCAUCACGAGCUUAAGGACGAAUGCGCCAUAGUGCCCUAUGUGGGACCGGGGGGCAUAGCCGGAGGAACUGGGGGUGGGUGCGGCCCAUGCAGCUCGGCUGCCAUCCCAUCAUCCCUGCUGGAGAAGUUUGACCAGCAGCAACCAGUGAGAAAGGAUGGGUAUCACACGUUGCAAUACAAACGGACUGCGGCGCUGGAGCACCAGCGCAGUGACAGUCCUGGGCGUAUACGCCACCUCGUACACUCCGUCCAAAAACUAUUCACCAAGUCCCAUUCCCUGGAAGGUCCCAGUCAACGCAGCCUCAACGGAAACGACCCCGCCAUCCCAGCCAAUGCAAUGGCUACGGCUAUAUCCCAUCCGAAUGUUUCCACCACAACUAUAGGCACCCUGCACAAGUCGUCCAGCAACAAGCGGGGGAAAAACAAGGAACGCAGUCGCUCCGAGCCCAAACCUCGUGCACGAACACCCGGGUCGGGUUACUGGAGCUCCGACGACACUCUAGACAGGGAGAUCUGCCUUUACCACCAGCAUCAACCCUCAGGAGUCAUGACCAUGGGCCGGCAUCCGGACAAAUCCCAGUCCCACUACUUCUUGGGACAGAGCUACAACACACUAGGAGGGGGACACUCGUCCCUGAAGACCUCACGAAGCAACAAUGACGUUGGAAGUUGCUCCACUUGCUCCAACCCCACAGGAGGCGCUCUGACCUUCAGAGGCCCGAUGUCAGUAGACCAGGCUGGGCCGCUCGUCAAGAAGAGCUCCUGGUCAAGCACACUAACGGUGAGCAGGGCCCGAGAGGUGUACCAGAAGGCCACUGUCAAUAUCGAUAAAGCUCUAGUCAAAGCACAGACCUGCCAGCAGGGACGAACCUGCCAGUUUUUACAGGUUCCUCAGGAUGAGUGGGGUGGCUUCUCGUCUGUGGGUCAGGAUGACGAGAUCCCGUGCAGGAGGAUGAGGAGCGGCAGCUACAUCAAGGCUAUGGCAGAGGAGGACAGUGGAGACUCAGACUGCAGCCCUACACCCUCACCCAAAGUCCAGGCCCGGAGAGCCAGCUACCUGAAAGCCACUCAGCCCUCCCUCACCGAGAUGACCACACUCAAGAUCAGUACGGAGUCCCAUUCCCCCAAGCUGCAGAUCCGGAGUCACAGUUACCUGCGAGCGGUGAGUGAGGUUUCGAUCAACCGCAGUUUGGACAGUCUGGACCCGGCCGGUCUGCUGGCCUCGCCCAAAUUUCGUUCCCGAAAUGAGAGUUACAUGAGGGCCAUGAGCACCAUCAGCCAGGUGAGCGAGGUGGAAGUAAACGGGCAGAUUGAGGCUGUGUGUGAGAGUGUGUUCAGUGAGAUGGAGUCUAAGGCCGUGGAUGCUCUGGAUCUUCCGGGGUCCGGAUGCUUCCGCAUGAGGAGCCACAGUUACGUGCGGGCCAUCGAAAAGGGUUGCUCGCAGGAGGAAGAAGAGAAGAGAGCGAUGUGUCAGGCCAUCUCACCACCUCGAACUACAACUGUUAGAACCAUCCAGAGCAGUACAGUAUCAUCAUGUAUAACCACCUACAAGAAAACCCCACCCCCAGUCCCGCCCAGGUCAACACCCACCAGACCAUACAUCUCUAUAACAGCCCAGAGCAGCACAGAAUCUGCACAAGAUGCCUACAAUGAGCUCACCAGUGCUGGUCCUGCUAACCGGGCCUUAGCAGCGGUCCAGUCGGGCCUCAGCAACUCCACAGAGAGCAUUGAUAGCAUGAAGGCCCUGACAGCAGCCAUUGAGGCAGCGAACGCUCAAGUCCACGGCCCAGCCAGCCAGCAUGUGACCAACAGCACCAUCACCUUCACCACAGCCUCCGCCACCACUAGCGUAAGACACAUCUCACAGGAAGCUAAGAGAGAUGCCCUCAGGAAGUGCCUGUCUAUAGGGAUACAGGUGGACGGUCCUGAGGAAACCAACCAAUCAGAAGUGCACUGCAAGUUUCAGUCGGUCGGCAUUCAAGUAGAGGAGGAGAGAUGCUACCGCAGAGUUACACGCUCCAACAGCGUCACCACUGCCGUUCAAGCUGAUCUUGAUCUUCUGGAGGGUCUUGGCGACGACCAGUUCACACAGACCCACCAGGGGCCCAUUGUCCGCCAGCCAUCCCGAGAUUCAGCCACUUCUACUGUCAGCAUCCAGGGCUCUGGGAACCACUACCAUGCCUGUGUCCAAGAUGACUACACCGACGUGGACUUUGACCCCUCCAUUCUGCCCCCUCCAGACCCCUGGAUGGAUGGAGCCAUGGAGGAGGCAUAUGCGAGUGGGGUGUCAUGGUCCGUGUGUCCGCAGGACGGACGCUGGUUUCUGAAACUGCUGCAAGCAGAGGUGGAGAGGAUGGAGGGGUGGUGUAAACAGAUGGAGCAAGAUGAGAGAAAGAAUGAGCUCCCAGAAGACAUUCUCGGCAAGAUUCGUAGUGCGGUGGGUAGUGCGCAGUUGCUGAUGUCGCAGAAAUUUCAGCAGUUCCGGGAGCUCUGUGAAGAAAACUUGAAUCCCAAUGCCCACCCACGGCCCGUGUCUCAAGAUCUGGCAGGAUUCUGGGACAUGCUGCAGCUGUCCAUUGAGAACAUCAGCCUGAAGUUUGAUGAGCUACACCAGCUGAAAGCUAACAACUGGAAAGCACUGGAGCCUCCUGAGAGAAAGGAGAGGCGCGUGCCCCCUCCAGUACCCAGGAAGCCGGGGAAAGGUCCCGUGCUGCUAAUGAGAGACCGGUCUUUGGAGGGCUCCCAGCGGUUGGAGGCCCGUAAGCGGCUGUUAGCGGCUAAACGCGCUGCUGCCUCUCAGCGCCAGAGCUCUGCCACAGAAUGCGCCGACAGCAUCGAAAUAUACAUCCCAGAGGCCCAAACACGAUUAUAAACACUGAAAUCCAGGUGCUCAGAAGCCUAAAUAGACACACACACACACACACAUCUUCAACCAUAACACAAUAGCACUGAAUGACAAAGGCAGGGUAGCUGUAACAUAAUCACUCCUCUUUUCUUGUGUAAAGGAGAGUUUCUUCACUGUGGGCUUCUACUGUAUGUAUUUACGACUUAAUUUUACUCUCUUCCUCCGUCCUGCCAUUUGCGAUGUAGCUCCCUUGUUAAACUCCCAAAGACUUUUAAUAUUUCUAUUAGACACUCUAUAUUGUUAAAAUAACCAAUAAUAUAUAUAUACUCAUGCCUAAAAUACAACAUAUUAUUAUGUCUGUUGAUAUUACUACCCAAAUAAUGCACACUGCUGAAUCUUAUUAUGUAAUUUGUAGUUUUUUUGCAGUUACCGUGUAAGAGCCAUGUCUUGUGUUCUCAAAGAGGACAUAACUUCUAAAAGGGCAACAUACCGAUCACUUCUGAAGAUUUUAACGCCAAUGUAGCCACAAAUUCAGUGUAUGUAUGUAAAUGUGUGUGUCAGGCUUUUAGUGCAUGUAUUACACUCUCUCACAUGUCACCCUGCACCUCUGAGACAGGGCGAGGUUGUUCUGUUUUCAGUAUCAGGGGAUAGAAUGGAAAAACCACCUCUUCUCUUCUUUCUUUUCAUAUUUUUCAACCUCCCACUCGGUCAUCCUCUCCCGUCCUCUCAAACCAUCCUAUCUCCUUUCCUGUUUACUCACUAUCAUCUCCCCUCAGCAGAACCACUGGACAUAGAUGUCCAUCAUAUCUAUCAAGCGUGCCACUUUUAUCUGUCAGCGCUUAACAUGUUCACGUCAUUGACAGAAGCGCUGUCAGAACACGCCACUCUUCACGGCUCUGAUUCAUUAGCCAUUCAUAAAUUAGCAAUGUGUCACAUUAUGAAACGUUACAUACAGGCAGUCAGGAAUUUCAUUCAGCAUUAAGCCCUGUUCACACUGACAGCGAUAUAGUGAUGCAAAGUCUUUAUUUGUCAAAGAUUUCAGUGACAUGAACAAGGUGGUGCAAUGUGGCCAUAUCCAAUGAAUUGCUACAUUAUUUCUUUUGGUUGCGACUAAGUCAAAACAAUUCCAAUUAUGAAAUAAAUAUUCACAGUCUAUAAAGCCAAAAUUGUGACCCACAAUUGUGGCUUUGUGGAUUGUGAAUUUUUAUUUCAUAAUUGUGAUUGUUGUGACUUAACGUAGUAAUUAUAAUUUAGGUUAAUUGCGACUUUAUAUCGUUAUUAUAACUAUUUAUCACAAUUGCGUUUAACAUUCAAACAGUAUAUCACAAGAGAUUUUAUUUCUCAUAAUUAUGAUUUUACGUAAUGUAAUUGUGGUUUUAGAUGUUAAUUGUGAUAACAUAAUCGUGACUGUUUCUCGCAAUUGUGUUUUCAUGUGUCAUAGUCACACAAUGUAUUACAAUUGUGACCAUAUAUCACGAUAUAUUUUAUAGGCCUAUCUCUUAAUUGAGACUUUACUUCAUAUAAUUGCGGUGAUAAUAGUUGAAUUUUAGGUGAUAAUUGUGAUUUUAUAUCGUAAUUGUGACUUUAUUUUUCGCAAUUACGUUUUUAUAUCUUUUAUAUAAGUCGCAUUAUUAGAAUACCUCAGUUGUGAUUCUGUAUAUCACAAGAGAUUUUUUUCUCGUAAUUGUGACUUAAUGUUUUUCCAAUUUUAAGUGAUAAUUUUGAGUUUAUAUCGUAAUUGUGGUUUUAUUACUUUUACUCUCAUAAUAAAUAUAUCACAGUUGUGACCCUAUAUAUCAGGAGAGAUUUUAUUUCUCGUAACUGUGGCUGAACGUAAUUACAAACUUAUGUAAAAAAAAAAAAUCAACUUUAUUUCUGAAUUGCGGCUUUAUUUCUCACAUUGUGACUAUAUCUUUAUACCUCACAACUAUAUUUUAACUUUAUGGCUUAUUUAACUUUAAAUAAAAUUGCUGUCAAUGUGAACGGCCACAACAAGACAGGUCAUUUUCGAAUUCUAUGGCAUUAAAUAGCUCCGCCCACUGUGAAAUCUCAUUGGUUUAUUCUGCUCUUCAUAACUAAACAUUAAACAUCUGAUUGGCUGUGAUAAUGUCAGGUCACUCAGCAGUUUCUCCUUCAGUAUGGGCAAAUUAUCUUGGCAGUAAACGCAUCACAUCGUGUCCUGUUAGGACAUUUUGUUGAACUUGGCAUAAGAUUCUUUU
Messenger RNA from Sinocyclocheilus rhinocerous, 5613 nucleotides. RefSeq names its product disks large-associated protein 1-like. The record is from RefSeq and is a predicted model, not a curated record. The coding region runs from base 353 to 3421 and encodes 1022 amino acids. Gene Ontology annotation, cellular component: glutamatergic synapse; postsynaptic specialization. The transcript has 12 exons. Gene Ontology annotation, molecular function: molecular adaptor activity. NCBI's taxonomy places the organism in Eukaryota, Metazoa, Chordata, Actinopteri, Cypriniformes, Cyprinidae. Gene Ontology annotation, biological process: signaling.